Molecule: messenger RNA, 2860 nt
Organism: Vitrella brassicaformis
Lineage: Eukaryota; Vitrellaceae
Source: the annotation of a GenBank genome assembly
CUUUGACUGAUUGGCCAGUCCAUCGGUCUUAGUAAAGUAAAAGUACUCUUACUCUGGGACUUACCGCCCAGCAGAUCCUCUAUUGAGCUAACUACAGGAAAGGUCCUCACCGGCCUUUUCGCACAGUUCCGUCUGCAGCAUUCCCGUCUCCUGUGCGAGCUUGAGAUGCUUCAGAAUUUGGAUCUUUCUCCGUAUCCUCCCCUCCCCCUUGCUCUUGACCACGAUGCGUGUGGCUCUCCCCUGCAUCUGCCUGUCCCUUUGCGCUCUCUUCUCACCUGGAGGCUGUGGCGCCUCCCCCACCGACCUUGCUGGAACAGCUGGACAGGGCCUGCAUCGCAAGAGGUCACUGCAGGUAAGGGAGAUCUGGCACAUCACAUGGAACAACCGUGUGCCGUAAUGAAUGCUCCCUCCCAUCAGGUUGAGUCCGAUGAGAAGCCAACCGUUGUCGUCAUUGCGACAGGAGGUGGGUGACCUUUUCAGAAAUCAAGCCGUCCACACCACACAUGCACGGCACAUGGAUGCACUGCAGGGACCAUUGCGGGAGGGGGAUCUGGUGCGACGGACCAGUUUUACACAUCCGGUCAGUGCAGUGAGCGAUAGCGUUGCGUCAUCCCAUCCAUGGCAGUGUUUCCCUCAUACAUCUCUGUUGUGUAUCUGCUUGUGAGCAGGUGUAGCGACUGUCGACGCACUCAUAGCGGCCGUACCUCAGGCGCUAGAGCUGGUUAAUGUGGAGGGCGUGCAGGCCACCCAGCUGGGCUCUCAGUGGAUCAACGACACCUCCAUGCUCAUCAUCUACGAGGCUGUCAAGGCAGCAGUCGACCGAGAAAAUGUCACGGGAGUCGUCAUCACACACGGUACGGUGAGGGAGGGACCAAGGCGAUGGAUGGGAUGCUCGUGGCGGACGCUGUAUACAGACAGUGUGUGUGCGUGUGUGUCUGUGUGCAGGUACGGACACUCUCGAGGAGACGGCGUACACGCUGAAUCUGGCGGUCAACACGAGAAAGCCGAUAGUGGUGGUGGGGUCAAUGAGGUCGCCCACCCAGCUGGGAGCCGACGGAGAGCUGAACUUCUACAAUGCCAUCGCCGUGGCGAGCAGUCCAGAGGCCGUCGGAAGGGGUGUGCUUGUUGUUCUCAAUGACCAGGUCAGGUAGAGACACAUCGGCUACGUGUGAAUGGGUACUUGCCACUCACCGGCCGCCUAUCUGCGUUUUGUGUUGCAGAUUCACUCUGGUCGGGAGGCGACCAAGAGCAACACAGUUACAGCACAGACCUUCGAGAGCCCCAUGAACAGCUUCAUCGGUGCGUGCGGUGCCUGCCUGCGACACAAGACAAGACAAGACACACACGUGUGUGUGUGCGUAUGUGUAUGUGUCUGUACACAUAUGAUGUGUCGAUCCUGCCAGGCACUGUGUUCUUCGGCAACAUUCAUUUCUUCCACGACGCCGGCUCAUCCGUCUACAAGCACACCAACGCCAGCGACUUGGCCGGUGUGUUGGACGGCAAGACGGCCGACGAGCUGCCCCUGGUGGUCAUUCUGUACGCACAUCAGAACGUCAAGGUAGGUGGGAGAAGAGCAGUGACCCAACCAACCCGCAAGGACACUCGAGAUCCUCUUGUGCUCGUUGAUAUGAGGCUCUCAGGGUUUCCUCGUCGAUGCAGCCGUGGAGAAUGGCGCCAAAGGCAUUGUAAGCCGCAGACACACACACACUCCUUUAUCUUUUCCCUCACGUGUGUCUCUGUGUGCAGGUGGUCGCUGGCGUCGGCAAUGGCAAUAUGUCGAAGGAGAUGGAGGCCGCCCUGCUUGAGGCCUCCAAGGCGGGCGUCGUCAUCGUACGCGCCACCCGCACUGGAUCGGGAGCCGUCAACCGGCCUGGUGAGGACGCCAUCGACGAGACGCUCGACUCGGUGGCGGCCGAGACGCUGUCCAUGCCGCAAGACGCGCGCAUUCUGCUCAAGCUGGCGCUGAUCCUGACGGACGAUCGCGAGCAGAUUCAAGAGUGGUUCAAUGAGUACUGAACUGAGGGGAGGGGAGGCAGCUGGGAGUGGAGUGAUGGGUGCGAACAUGUUUAUGCGAGCGAGGUCCGUAUUAGGACGGAUCCAUACACAUAACAUAUACAUGGCAGUUUGUUUAAUGCUCAUAUAUAAUUAUACCCCCAUUCGUCGUGUCGCUCCCACCUGGCCCAGGUCUUUUUCCCUGGCUUCGUGAUGACGACGUGACGUGACGGGGAUGGUAUGCGUAUAUACUCACGGACGUAAUGAUGGGCUGGAUUGAGUUGCCUCACCCCAAGCCGUGUUUCUCGUCGCUUCCUGCUUUCUGCUUUGUGGCUCUUGCACGCAGGACUUUUUUCCUGCCAGGCUGUGACGUGAGAGAGAUUUGCAUGAGUGAGUCGUGGAAGCACACGUGACGUGUGCGGUGGGUAGCUGGGGGCGAGUGUGUGAGUGGCCAUGAUUCGCUCACGGAAUUCCGUUUGCUGUGGAUAUGUGCGUGUUCGAGUGAGUGGUGAGGAGUAUAUUAUGUGGUUGGUCGCUUGGUGUGGCUUGAGAGCUGAAUGAAUGUGUGAAGGAUCUAAGUCGGGGUGGGGGGACAAAUCAAUGGAUGGACGGCACACAAACGAGAAAGAUGGAUGGAGGGAACAGGUGGUCGGGGAGGCAGGUUUUGAUCGACGCAUCGGUGUGCAAGCCUCGUUGCCGCUGCCUCUCUGCCGCCCUCUUGACGCUCGUCUCUUCUGCAAUGCAGACACCCUUGACCUGCAUUGCAUGUGUACACAUGUGUCUGCAUUGCAUUGCAUGCGUUGCAUGUUUGCAUCAAAGUGUAGACUUAAUUGCAUCUCGUUACCACUGAACGAAUGGAAUGGAAUCA